Copidosoma floridanum is the source of this 1260-nucleotide messenger RNA. It is a transcript of the gene Trf, whose product is annotated as TATA-box binding protein-related factor. Gene Ontology annotation, molecular function: DNA binding. Lineage: Eukaryota; Metazoa; Arthropoda; Insecta; Hymenoptera; Encyrtidae. The record is from RefSeq and is a predicted model, not a curated record. Gene Ontology annotation, biological process: DNA-templated transcription initiation.
AUAAGAAUUUGAAAGUUAUUAGUAAGCCAAGUCAUACUAAUUUACUAAUCUUAUCUGCUAGUUAAUAAUAGGUAUGAUAGUAUACAGUAGAGUUGUACAGUGUAUUUGGGAAGCGUUCUUUGUGCGGUCGGUUGUUCCUUGUUUCAAGUUUACUUGUAAAAUUAUACCAAGUACUUGUACCCUUCUGAUCCCUACCUGAUCCCUACAAAGUAUACCUACUGCAAAGUGUGUAAAGAGAACAAAUAUUGGCGGAUGCAUAGUUUAGCAAUAAAAAAUGACGUCUGUGCAACCUGAUGAAAUAAUGGCCAGUCCGGAAAAAAAUGCUAUCGAAGAUGGUUCCAUGGCUCCACCGCUCACUCCAAAUGUUCCGAGGCCGAGUACUUCCUCGUCCCAGGCGACGACCGUGGUACCCGUCAAUCCCCAGACGUCGAUAUCAGCUGUCGUACCGUCUAUAAUUGCUGGGAAAGAACUCCUGGAGCCUCAAUUACAAAAUGUUGUGUCAACGGUCAAUCUGGGAUGUGAACUCAGGUUGACCUACAUCAAUACGAGGACUAGAAAUUCAGAGUACAAUCCUGCCAGGUUCACAGGUCUAAUCAUGCGAAUACGCAAUCCUAAAGCAACAGCUUUGAUCUUUCGCUCUGGCAAAUUGGUGUGCACUGGAGCCAGAUGCGAAGAAGACUCGUUUUUAGCUUCUAAAAAGUUUGCCAGAAUAAUACAAAAGAUUGGUUUUCCAGUGAAAUUCAGUGAAUUCAAGAUACAAAACAUCGUGGCAACUGCAGAUGUAAAGUUUCCAAUUAAACUUGAAUAUUUGAACAGUAUGCAUCAACAGUUUUCCAGCUACGAACCCGAGUUAUAUCCUGGUUUGAUAUACCGAAUGAUCUUGCCGCGUGUUGUGUUACUUAUUUUUGUAAAUGGAAAAGUAGUGUUGACAGGUGCAAAAAAUCGCCAAGAACUAAAAGACGCAUUGGGAAACAUAUAUCCUAUACUAAGAAGCUUCAGAAAGCAGUAGCGUCUAAAUGUUAUUAAUUUGAUGUAUUUAAGGAUACAUUUGCCUACAAGACCAAUCUGUGUAUUUAUUGGCAUUUGUAAAUACUACAUUUGUAUGUAGAAAGUAUUGAAUUUAGUUAAUAAUAAGACAAUGGUUAUUUAUUUCACUUGAAAAUAUAUUUGUAUGUAUAUUUUUGGACAUUAUAUGAUAGGUAAAUUCUGCAUAUUCUUUGGUCAUAAUCUACAAAAAUAAAAUUCAACUGACAAAUACAA